Molecule: messenger RNA, 2596 nt
Organism: Phoenix dactylifera (date palm)
Lineage: Eukaryota; Viridiplantae; Streptophyta; Magnoliopsida; Arecales; Arecaceae
Source: RefSeq, a predicted model, not a curated record
AAUACGCAAGCCUUUAAUGCCCCCACCCAAUUCCAACUCCCAAGUCCUAAGAGCUUUCCCAAACCCCUCCAAAAGCCCAACCCUUUCCUCUCCCCCUCCUCUCUUGCCCCUCCCCCAUUUCUCCCAUCAAAGCUUCGGCCGCCAGAUCUCAAACGCUGCUUCCAUCCGCCCAUUUAUAAGAGAGAUUGAAGGAGCCCAACCGCCCAUCUGCUGUUCAACCGCAAUGCCGGCUCCUUGUUUUGGUACUGUGGGCUUUGUGUGAAAGGAUUAGAGAAGACCACGUGGGCGGUGCCGGCUUUGGAGUCUCCGACACGAAAGCCGGGCGUUUUAUCAUUGGUUGGGGUAGAUGACCGAAACUUCAGCGGCGAUCCCAAAGGUAUACUUUUUGAGUUUACUUGCGGGCUUUAUCUUGAUCUGGUAAGAGUUUGGAGGUAGGACAAAUUUGAGUGUUUUGGAGUCGACCUCUUGGAGAAAGACUGAUCUGGUGAGUCACUUGGUACUAUUGUUGCAAAAAAGACAGCUUUUUGGGUUUUUGUGAGGGUUCUGAGGCAGAUUACAUCAUAGAGGAGACGAGUUCUUCGAUCUUGAAUCAAGGUUUUUGGGAGUUCUGGGUGGUCGGAGAGGCAUAAAGUUUGUUUUUUGUUAACAAAAUUAGUGAAAGCUGAAGAAAUUCUGAUAUCUAGGGAGAAGCCAAAAGGUAGCCAAAGAAUUAGAUAACUGGGUUUUGCUGAAAGCUGUUAGAAGUAUUGAAGCUCAGAAUUGCUGUUGGUUGAAUUGUUAAAUUGUUUUUGCUGUGAUUCAGAGAAUUUGAUUACUGGGAACAUAUAAGGAAUUUCAAACUUGGGAGAUUUCAGUGUGUUCUGCUUGGAUCAAGAUGGUUGGUACUGUUGAAAGGGAUCGUGGUUCUCUUCGCUUUAAUGGAUCUAUUCACAGCUCCAAUGGUGCUGAAGAAAGGCUUGAUGAGCUCCGUCGCCUUCUCGGCAAGUCUGACGGAGAUCUGUUAAAGAUUGUGGGUAUAGGGGCCGGCGCUUGGGGCAGUGUUUUUGCUGCUCUCUUGCAAGAUGCUUAUGGUCAUUUUCGUGAGAAGGUUCAGAUUAGGAUAUGGAGACGGGCCGGGAGAACGGUUGACAGGUCCACAGCAGAGCAUCUAUUUGAGGUAAUCAAUUCUAGGGAGGAUGUUUUGAGGCGUCUGCUUCGACGUUGUGCAUACUUGAAAUAUGUUGAAGCAAGGCUUGGGGAUCGAACGCUGUAUGCAGAUGAGAUCUUGAGGGAUGGCUUCUGCUUGAACAUGAUUGACACACCACUCUGCCCGCUGAAGGUUGUGACGAAUUUGCAAGAGGCUGUAUGGGAUGCUGAUAUCGUUGUGAAUGGUUUGCCUUCCACAGAGACCCGCGAAGUGUUUGAGGAGAUCAGUAGAUACUGGAAGGAGAGAAUCACUGUUCCAAUUAUAAUCUCUCUGGCAAAGGGUAUUGAGGCAGCUUUAGAUCCGGUUCCGCGGAUAGUAACGCCUACACAGAUGAUCAGAUGUGCAACUGGAGUUCCAAUUGAGAACAUUCUUUAUCUUGGGGGCCCAAACAUUGCUUCGGAGAUUUAUAACAAGGAAUACGCUAAUGCUCGAAUAUGUGGAUCUGAUAAGUGGAGAAAACCACUUGCUAUGUUUUUGAGGCAACCACAUUUCAUUGUGUGGGAUAAUAGUGAUCUUGUCACUCAUGAAGUUAUGGGUGGCCUGAAAAAUGUAUAUGCUAUUGGUGCUGGGAUGGUAGCUGCUCUGACAAAUGAGAGUGCAACUAGCAAAUCAGUAUACUUUGCCCACUGCACUUCUGAGAUGAUAUUUAUUACUCAUCUCUUGUCAGAGCAGCCAGAGAAACUUGCUGGUCCAUUGCUAGCUGAUACCUAUGUAACCCUUUUAAAAGGUCGCAAUUCAUGGUAUGGUCAGAUGCUAGCGAAAGGGGAACUGAGUCCUGAUAUGGGUGAUAGCAUCAAGGGGAAAGGGAUGAUUCAGGGUGUCUCUGCAGUUGAUGCAUUCUAUGAGCUUCUCAGUCAGCCCAGCUUAAGUGUACUGCAUCCUGAAGAAAACAAGCCCGUUGCUCCAGUUGAGCUGUGCCCCAUCCUCAAAACACUUCACAGAAUUCUAAUGAAAAGGGAAGUUUCUACGCAGGCCAUUCUUCAAGCAUUAAGAGAUGAAACCAUGAAUGAUCCUCGUGAGCGGAUUGAGAUUGCACGAAGCUUCUACAGACCGUCUCUUCUUGGCCAACCUUGAGAGCAUCAGUUGAUGAUCAAGUAACGAAAAGACACAGAACUGGUCCACCUUGUUAUACCGUUGAGUUUAGUUUUAUGCAAUGCGCUUGUUAGAGCUUAGUGCAUAUGUUAUUCAGUUAACAAGGAAUUAUGCUUGUUGAUCUGUACUAUAUUUAAGCAAGCCUGAUUUAGAUUUUUAUUUGUUACAUAAAUAAGAAGGCAUCCAAUUGAAUCACAAGGAUAUAUAAAAAUCCUAUGCAUCAUGAUACCCUGUGCACAAAUAGAAAGCUACUGUUGUUUGGAAGAGGCGAAUUAGUUUCUUCAUUUAUAAUUGAUGAGGAUGUAUGUGGUCUUGGGA